Ustilaginoidea virens is the source of this 1701-nucleotide messenger RNA. RefSeq lists its product as uncharacterized. Lineage: Eukaryota; Fungi; Ascomycota; Sordariomycetes; Hypocreales; Clavicipitaceae. Gene Ontology annotation, molecular function: flavin adenine dinucleotide binding; oxidoreductase activity, acting on CH-OH group of donors. The record is from RefSeq and is a predicted model, not a curated record. The transcript is spliced from 2 exons. The coding region runs from base 1 to 1701 and encodes 566 amino acids.
AUGAGAGUCGCGCCGCUCCUAGCAUUAUCCUCCUCCGUCCUAGCCGCCGACUGGGCGAGCGAGUCGUGGGAUGCCAUCGUCGUCGGCGCCGGCACAGCCGGCAUCAUUGUCGCCGACAGACUGAGCGAAGCCGGGCUCAAGACGCUGCUCCUGGAGCAGGGCGGCAAGUCUUACGGCAUUGUCGGCGGUCGCGAGGGACCCGCGUGGCUCAACGGCACGGACCUCAGCAGGGUCGACGUCCCCGGCCUGUUUUCCUCCAUUUUCCGCGGCAAGUCCAGCCUGCUCUGCUCGCCCGACCAGGUGUCCGCCUUCCAGGCCUGCACCGUCGGGGGCAACAGCGCAAUCAACGCCGGCCUGCACUUCCAGCCGCCCGCCUCCGACUGGGACAACUACUUUCCCCCCGGGUGGCACGCCGCCGACGUGCAGCCCUCCGUCGCCAAGCUGCUGCGCCGCCAGCCCCCCCUGACGCACUACUCCCCCGACGGCAAGUUCUAUAUCCAGAGCGGCUACAAGGCCGUGCACGACUGGAUCGUCGGCUCGGCCGGCUACAAGAAUGUCUCGCUGCUCGACACCAUCAACGACAAGGAGCGCGUGUUCGGCCGCCCCGCCUACAACUUCAUCGACGGCCAGCGCGGCGGCCCGACCCGAACGUACCUCCAGAGCGCUCUCGCCCGCUGCAACUUCCGCCUCGUCAUAGGCGCCAGCGUCAAGUACGUCGAGCAGAGGAACGGCGUGGCGACCGGCGUGACCAUCUCCCACGACGGCACCAUCAAGACCAUCAAACUCGCCCGAGGGGGGCGCGUGGUCCUCAGCGCCGGCGCCAUGCUCUCCCCCAAGAUCCUCAUGUACUCUGGUAUCGGGCCGCGUGAGAAGCUCGCCAAGCUUGCCGGCCAAAGGUUCACGCCGUACGUCGAACCGUCCUCGUGGGUCGUCCAGCCCCAGGUCGGCAGCGGGCUCUUUGACAACCCCAACACCUUCAUCGUGCUUUCGUCGCCCGACGUCCAGUCUUACGUCUACAAGUACGACGACCCGGACCCCAAGGACCGCGACCUGUAUCUCAACGGCCGGCGCGGUCCCUAUAGCUUGGCAGGCCAGACCUCCGUCUUCUGGACAUACGUUAACCACACCGACGGCACGCGCUCCGGAGUCCAAGGCACCGUCUCCUCGUCCGGAUUUGCGGAGUUCACGGGCGCCAACACCAUAACGCUCAACAUCUACGGCACCUCGGGCCUCCUCUCUUCUGGCAGCGUCGAGCUCUCGGACGGCAACUUUGUCGCCAAGCCCAGCUCGGGCAUCUACUACGGCCACCCGCGCGACGCGCAAACCAUAGCAAGCUUCAUCCACUCCCUGUUCCAGCGCCUUCCCCCCUCAACGCCCAACUCCCCGGCCAAGUCGGGUCUCACCCCCCUUAACCUGGCCCAGAACUCGACCCUCGACGAAAUCGUCAAAUACAUCACCACGCCGUCUGCCUACGCCGUGGGAUCCGUCCAGCAUUGGUCCAGCUCUUGCCGGAUAGGCAAGUGCGUCGACAAAGACACAAAGGUGCUGGGUACCAGCAACAUUCACGUUGUCGACGCUUCCAUUCUGGAGCCCGUGACGGUCAACCCCCAAUUUGCCGUCAUGGUUGCCGCGGAAAAGGGAGCCGAGAGAAUACUGGCCUCCAUGAGAGGGAGGCCGAGGACGAGAAAGGCCCGAAAUUGA